CGUCGGCUGCUGGGAUGCCUAUCAUAACUGAUUUCUCUUUGCUUGUAAAAUUUGAUAAUGUUAUCUUCUACUUUUUCUAUUACUUUGCAAAGGCGUUUCUCUUUGCUUGUAAAGGGGCAAGCAAGAGCAAUGAUGGCUAUACGCCACAAAAGCAUGAACCACACUUUGCAGCACUUAUAAAUACUCUCUUGUAAUUGUGGUCAAGAAAGCUUAAAAGAGUUCAACAAAAAUGGCUUCAUUUUUCAUUCAAACUUUGUUCAUCUUGUCCUCAUUGUUCUUUUCUACAAUCUUCAUCACCACCACCGGAGAAUUCUCCAAGCAUUCCCCCAUAAUUGUUCAACGAAUGGAGAAAAGGACUGAUCUCCAUUUCUACUUCCAUGAUGUUGUGGAUGGUAAGAACCCAACUGCCAUGAGAAUCGUCACCCCACCAAGUGAGGCGGUUGGUGGCUUUGGUGCUACUUUCAUGGCAGAUGACCCAUUGACAGAAGGGCCAGAACCUACUUCAAAGCUAGUAGGGAGAGCACAGGGAGUUUAUGCUUUGGCUUCGCAACACGAGAUUGGGUUGCUAAUGGUCAUGACUUUCGCUUUUGUGGAGGGUACUUCCAAUGGUAGUACAUUAAGUAUUCUUGGUCGGAAUCUUAUUUUUGACACGGUGAGGGAGAUGCCAGUAGUUGGAGGAACAGGGCUUUUUCGGUAUGCUCAAGGCUAUGCAUUGGCAAAGACGGUUAGGCUAACCGAGACUGGAAAUGCUGUAGUUGAAUACAAUAUCUCUGUUAUCCACAACGGAGAUUCUGAGAUUCAACCUCCUAUAUGAUUUCUAGGGUUCACUGGAUUUUCUAUAGUUGUAUACUUUUCCAUCAACUUCUAUUCCCCUAAUCCUGCUUCUCCAUUAACUGGAAUCAACAGUAAAAUGCCUUUUCUCUUA
Messenger RNA from Tripterygium wilfordii, 925 nucleotides. RefSeq names its product dirigent protein 19-like. The record is from RefSeq and is a predicted model, not a curated record. Lineage: Eukaryota; Viridiplantae; Streptophyta; Magnoliopsida; Celastrales; Celastraceae. The coding region runs from base 230 to 814 and encodes 194 amino acids. The transcript has a single exon.